CAGGAUGGUUUCGCCGCCCCUCCCCCCCUAACCGCAGAAGGCUUUAAAUCUUGCUCGUGGUUCAAAACUUUCUUACCCGUAUUUGACGAAGAUUUUUUGUUUUGGCAAAGGAUAAGAUCCACAGGCUUGAAAAUUGAAUCGACCCUGAAUUCUCAAAUUUAGAAACUUGAGUACUGCCCCAGCCCAAAUAUGAGGCUGACACAAGUACUGGGCAAAAUCAAUCGAUACAGAGUGUUUCAACUACGCUGGGAGCAAAUCAAACGAAGGAAAGCCCCCGAAAGCAGAGAGUUGAUCCAUGUGAAAAAGUUGGGGCUUCCUACUGUUGACUCGUCUGAGUUUCUGCAAAAGGUUGAAGAAGAAAUUGUCCCCGUCGAAUUCAAUGAUGAUGUUAAACCUGGCGAGCCUCUGUUCAAACCAGUGCAACUGGACGAGAGUCACCCUUUAUACAAACCUGACCCGUGUCUCUGUAUAGAUGACAGUAAUGUGUUGCUUGAAGGUUUGGAACAAUCAAAGCUUCUCUUGAACUCCGUUCAAAUUCAAGAAGGUCUCCCAGAAGAGUUGGAAGAUAACAUUGGGACUCGUGCCAUUCCCUUCCAAGACACUAGAGUUAAGAGGCUCGUCAUGUACUCAAACGUUUAUGAUGCAAUGCAAGUAGUUCUUCCUAAAAGAAAAGACCCCGAAAGGCCUGCUUGGAACUUUGCUCGUGACUAUGGUAUUGAUGCCAAGCGUAAAUUUCGGCUAACCAUUACCCAAAUGUUGCAAUUAUGUGAUUUUGCGGCCGGAAAUGCUUCAUUAGCAGAAAGAAGUCAUAUUCAUGAUGCUUAUUGCUGUGCAAAUCUAGUAAAAGAAGGUAUUCAAGUUCAAAUCAACAACCGAGCUGAUGUAUUAGUGUCAUCCAACAGUCCGAUGAGCCCUCUAACAUCUUCAACAGCUGGAAACUCAGUACCCUUACCAGAUUUGCAUCCUCUUAAUUUUGCUGUCUCAAUUCCCAAACAGCAUUUCUACCACAACGAAAGCAUUUAUCCUGUUGCAAAAGGUUUCACCAAGUCCCAUCCACACACAGCAUUCUUUCAUUAUGACCCAUCAGAGGUGAAAAAUUUGUAUGAGGAACCAGUGACUGAAUCCCAAUUCUAUUCUCGGACUCUAGUGAAGGCAUUUGCAGUCGCUGCUUCCCGAGCUCAGCAGCUUUAUGGUGAUAAUGUGAAAAAAUUGCCUGAACCCAUCACCAUUCAAGCUGUUCACACAGAUAACAAAAGAUUUCACUUUGCUGUAUUACAAUUGAAUACAUUGGAUCUUGAUGGAACUGCUCAAGAAAGAAAUAUCUUUUGGAUGCUUCCACAAACAAUGGAUUUGUUCAGUGAAUGUGCAUAUGUUAAGGGAAGACCAGAACUACAAGACUAUAACCCAGAAGUGUUUCAACGUGUACUUUCUUUCUACUGUAAUGGUCUUCCUUAGUGUUUUCCUAUAGUUUAUAUGUAAAUAAAGAAUUGUUUGAAG
Messenger RNA from Thrips palmi, 1497 nucleotides. It is a transcript of the gene mRpL37, whose product is annotated as 39S ribosomal protein L37, mitochondrial. Gene Ontology annotation, molecular function: structural constituent of ribosome. Gene Ontology annotation, cellular component: mitochondrion; ribosome. The transcript is spliced from 8 exons. Gene Ontology annotation, biological process: translation. NCBI's taxonomy places the organism in Eukaryota, Metazoa, Arthropoda, Insecta, Thysanoptera, Thripidae. Bases 190 to 1455 code for a protein of 421 amino acids. The record is from RefSeq and is a predicted model, not a curated record.